AUGCACAUCUAUGCUUCUUCUGGUUUGUGGAAAUCGUCCAAAAGAAGUGGAUGGAGAUUUCUUGUUGAUGAAGUAAAAGGAGGUAGAUUACUUACUUUGGACACAAGCAAAACCUUUGACAACCUAAGAGUUAUGGUUUGUGAAUACUUUGGAAUCGAUGUAAACAUGGUCAAUAUCGAGCUCAGUUACUUACCUUCUGAUUUGGUCAUUGGCAUCGACUCACCACCUGUAUUCAUCACCAAUGAUCGGCAACUCAAAAAUUUUCUCACCUAUGUGAAGAACAAAGCUUCGACACACGGCCCUGCGCCGGAGUAUGAAUCUCUAGUUCCUCGAUCACGAGAAUUCUCAUCCAAGAAAGAGAUGUACUUCGCGUUAGACGAGCCUGUUCUCAUCGACGAUGGUACAAAGAGCUUUUGGUUAGAGAAAGCAAGUGGGAAGAGGUGUAUCAUGUUAUCUGCGAUGAACAUCUCAAUCAUAUGGGGAGACACUCCUCAGUAUUGGGAAUGGAUUACAAUUCCUGAAUCUAGGUUUAAAAGAGUCGCAGAGCUUCUUAAUGUAUGUUGGUUUGAGAUACGAGGCCGGGUGAAUACUCGUGUCCUAUCUCCAAGAACUCGUUACUCGGCUUACCUUGUGUUCAAGAAAGCGGAUCACUGUUACGGCUUUGAUGACGUGGCUAUAGAAGCUGGAGUUGGAGUGGUGGGGCAUGAAGCUUCUACUAGAACCAUAUGCUUUGAAAUGGAUGAUGAUGCUGAGGGAGAGAUGGGAUGGAUCUACCCACAGGAGAGGGAAGAUGGUUGGAUGGAGGUAGAGCUUGGUGAAUUCUUCACUGGAGGAGAUAUGAUGGAUAGUCAUGAGAUUGAGAUGAGUGCUUUGGAGACUAGGGAGCUAGGUUGGAAGCGCGGCUUGAUCAUUCAAGGAAUUGAAAUCCGUCCUGCAAAUAUCCAGUAAAGAAAAUAAUGCCGGGAGUAUUCAUCUAUAUUGGUAUUGGUUAUGCCAUUGAGUGAAGAGGUACAAUCCAAUUGAUAGAGGUAUCCUUGUUUAGUUGGUAUA
Molecule: messenger RNA, 1050 nt
Organism: Brassica napus (rape)
Lineage: Eukaryota; Viridiplantae; Streptophyta; Magnoliopsida; Brassicales; Brassicaceae
Product: F-box protein PP2-B10
Source: RefSeq, a predicted model, not a curated record